AAACAAAACAAAACAAACCCAACGGUUCUUUCCUCCUACGUCGUCCACUUUUAACCUUGGUCGAGAGCAUAACUCGCUAUAAAGCUUUUGUUUCUGCCACGUGUCUCUCUCUAGAGAAUCUACCAAUUCAUCAUCAUCAUCAUGUAAUCAUGUAACAAAAAAAUGAAUUAAUGUCAAUUUUCUGUAAUUCAUCAAUAUGAAUCACAUUAAUCAAUUUUCACUUCAAUUUCUAAAUUAUAGAAACCUAUAACAAAAAGAAACAAAAACAAAAGGUGCUUAGUUUUCAUGGCAAAUGUGGAUGAUGCUCACCAGCCAGAUAAUAGUUUAUGGAAUGUUAUGACAAGUUUUGAUAAUAACUCAAAGAACGGUACUACGGAUGAAGCUUUUAAUAAUAAACAUAGGACUCUAGGAUCUCUCUUGGCUAGUUCUUCUUCUGCUCAAGACUUGAGAAAUAUGGACCUUGAGAAAGAGAGAGAUGACGAGGCGUCUCCAAGAGGAGUCUUAGAGGCAUGUGUUAGAGGCUUUGAUGCUCAGCAAUCACCAGAACCGGAAACCAGUUGUUCAAAUUCAAGGGCACGGUCGCAUUGGGGAAGAUUUUUCAAAUUGUGGAAGAGAAAAUCAGUUAAACGCUUAGCUUCUAUCUCUCCUCUUGGUGUGCCAAAGAUGCCAAAGUGGAGAAGCAAAAGCACUAGAGAAAAUAUUGUUAUAAGUAGUAAUCUACAAAAUUUUAGGUCUUCAUUGGUGACUUUCAGCCUCUCUGACCUGAGAAAUGCAACUAACAAUUUCAGCCAAGAAAAUCUUAUUGGAAGAGGUGGUUUUGCUGAGGUUUACAAGGGUUCUCUUCAAGAUGGACAACUAGUAGCUGUGAAGAAAAUGACUACAGGGAGCACAGAUGAGAAAACAUCUGGAUUUCUAUCUGAGUUAGGCAUUAUUGCUCAUGUUGAUCAUCCUAAUACUGCAAAGCUUGUUGGAUGUUGUGUAGAGGGAGAAAUGCACCUUGUCUUUGAACUCUCUACACUUGGAAGUUUAGGAUCUGUUCUUCAUGGUUCAGAUAAAACGAAAAUGGAUUGGAGUAAAAGGUAUAAAAUUGCUCUUGGAAUAGCGGAUGGUCUUCUCUAUCUUCACGAGAAUUGUGAAAGGCGAAUAAUUCAUAGAGAUAUAAAGGCAGAGAAUAUUCUGCUCACAGAGAAUUUUGAUCCACAGAUUUGUGAUUUUGGGCUUGCAAAGUGGUUACCAGAACAACUGAGUCACCAUAAUGUGUCCACAUUUGAAGGCACAUUUGGGUAUUUUGCUCCUGAAUAUUGCAUGCAUGGCAUAGUGGAUGAGAAAACUGAUGUUUAUUCGUUUGGUGUUCUACUUUUGGAGAUCAUAACCGGGCGCAAGGCUGUGGAUGAUAAUCAGAGGAGUGUUGUGACAUGGGCAAAACCUUUGCUUGAUGCUAAUAAUAUCAAGGACGUUGUUGAUCCAUCUCUUGGAGAUAACUUCGACAAAGGACAAAUGGGAUGUCUUGGUUUGACUGCAUCAAUGUGUGUCGAGCAGUCUCCUAUCUUACGCCCUCGCAUGAAUCAGGUUGUAACAUUGCUAAGAGGGCAAGAUGCUGUCCUAGCUGCAAAAGCAUGCAGCAGGAGGCCUCUCCAAAGAACAUAUUCAGAAGAGUUACUUGAUGCACAAGAAUACAACCACACAAAAUAUUUAAGAGAACUCAAUCGACAUAAGCAAGUUGCCUUGGAUCUUGAAUGCAUGUAAAUGAACUAUGUACAUUCACUAUUACCUCAAUUAUACCAAAAAUUUACAUGGACCAUACCAAAAGUUACAUGGACCAACUUGUAUAUAUAGUUGUGUUGGCAACUUAGUUUUAUAUAGUUUCCAUCUGUAAUAUUCAUCAGACUGCUAGAACUGAUCAUAUAGUUCUUAAUCGGGUACCUUUAAUUACCCAAAUGUAUUUGUAAAUUGUAAUGAUAUUGUGGAUGAGUACAACUAUAUAGUGACUGAAUUUUAAUUUUCUCAACAAAAAAAUUGACAUUUUUUUUAUCAAA
Messenger RNA from Trifolium pratense (red clover), 2036 nucleotides. RefSeq names its product receptor-like cytosolic serine/threonine-protein kinase RBK2. The transcript has 9 exons. Gene Ontology annotation, biological process: protein phosphorylation. Gene Ontology annotation, molecular function: protein kinase activity; ATP binding. The record is from RefSeq and is a predicted model, not a curated record. Lineage: Eukaryota; Viridiplantae; Streptophyta; Magnoliopsida; Fabales; Fabaceae. The coding region runs from base 286 to 1746 and encodes 486 amino acids.